Zea mays is the source of this 1315-nucleotide messenger RNA. RefSeq names its product proteasome subunit alpha type-2. Bases 348 to 1055 code for a protein of 235 amino acids. Gene Ontology annotation, biological process: ubiquitin-dependent protein catabolic process. Gene Ontology annotation, cellular component: proteasome core complex, alpha-subunit complex; proteasome core complex. The record is from RefSeq and is a predicted model, not a curated record. NCBI's taxonomy places the organism in Eukaryota, Viridiplantae, Streptophyta, Magnoliopsida, Poales, Poaceae. The transcript has 12 exons.
AGUAUAGCACCCACCCGUACCUAUUGGACAGGCAACGUCCUCAUCUUCAUCUCCCAGGUUUUCCCCUCCAAUCACCCCCAGGUCUUCCUCUCGCGAGUUGCGGUCUCGCGCCCCCCUCCGCCGACCGCCGCCUCCUCACAACCGCGGAAGCUGCUUCCCUCUCCAUUGGACGCGGCCAGCUUCCAUCUCUCGGUCACCUCCCUCUACAUCCCACGGCCGCUACCACCUUCCCUCUACCUCACACGGCCGCCGGCCUCUCCAAGGUCUGCACACGCAGGAAAAACCUUGCCACGAGUCGCCGACACUCCAUCCCGGAAGAGCUAACGAGGUGACUCCCCACCGCGCCCAUGGGUGACAGCCAGUACUCCUUCUCCCUCACCACCUUCAGUCCGUCGGGGAAGCUCGUGCAGAUUGAGCACGCGCUCACGGCUGUCGGAUCCGGGCAGACCUCGCUCGGGAUCAAAGCUGCCAAUGGUGUAGUCAUUGCCACUGAGAAGAAGCUGCCUUCUAUUUUAGUGGAUGAAACAUCUGUGCAAAAGAUUCAGGCACUAACACCUAAUAUUGGAGUUGUCUAUAGUGGGAUGGGUCCAGAUUUCCGUGUUCUGGUGAGGAAAAGUCGAAAGCAGGCACAACAAUAUUAUCGGUUGUACAAGGAACAUAUACCUGUAACACAGCUUGUACGAGAGACUGCUGCUGUCAUGCAGGAGUUCACACAGUCAGGUGGUGUGAGACCAUUUGGAGUAUCACUGUUGAUUGCUGGGUAUGAUGACAAUGGCCCGCAGUUGUAUCAGGUUGAUCCCUCAGGAUCAUACUUCUCCUGGAAGGCAUCAGCCAUGGGAAAAAAUGUGUCCAAUGCAAAGACGUUUCUUGAAAAGAGAUACACAGAAGAUAUGGAGCUUGAUGAUGCCAUCCACACUGCAAUUUUGACUUUGAAAGAAGGAUAUGAGGGGCAAAUUUCCUCCAACAACAUUGAAAUCGGAAUUAUUCGAGCUGAUCGUGAGUUCAAAGUUUUAAGCCCAGCAGAGAUCAAGGAUUUCUUGGAAGAGGUGGAGUAAGCUGUCUGUUGAUGAUACUAGUUCAGACAACAAUAGCAGCGUCACUUAUGAGCAGCCAGCCUGAAGAUUGUCUUGGUUUUAUUACUCUGUAAACUGAUUUGCUCCAGCGCCAUGUGGUGGUUACAUUUGAACCCUCCUCAACGCAUACUGUAGACAAUGAGAUAACGUAGGAUGAAUGCUGUAUUUGACAUACUUUGCAGCUUGUUUAUGUGAUGCACGUUCUUGCGGACAGUAUCGAUACCCAGUGUUUAUUGUCGUCU